Molecule: messenger RNA, 2522 nt
Organism: Cheilinus undulatus (humphead wrasse)
Lineage: Eukaryota; Metazoa; Chordata; Actinopteri; Labriformes; Labridae
Product: zinc finger protein OZF-like
Exons: 2
Coding region: 93-1355 (420 amino acids)
Biological process (GO): regulation of transcription by RNA polymerase II
Cellular component (GO): nucleus
Molecular function (GO): RNA polymerase II cis-regulatory region sequence-specific DNA binding; DNA-binding transcription factor activity, RNA polymerase II-specific
Source: RefSeq, a predicted model, not a curated record
AGGAAGAGUGGAUGUUGGGAUGAAGUUGCAACACCGUGAGGACUAGUCUAUUGUUUUAGCUCAGCUUUUUUUGUGUUAAUGAACUAAACAAAAUGUGUUCAACUGAGAAUUUGAGAGGCUUUGUCAUCGAACGGCUAACUGCUGCUGCUGAAGACAUUUUUGGAGUUUUUCAGAGAUUUAUCGUCGAGUACGAGGCAGAGAUCCAUCGCCAGCGCAGACUGCUGGAUACAGUUUGGAAACCUCACAUCGACUUACACAGAGCAGAUAUCCCACAGCAAAAUGUGAGUGAAGAGGACGAGGUUGUGGCUGACCAGCAGCUCCUUAACCAGGAUAGGAACUUCAGUCGGCACCAAGUGGAACCAGAGCCUCACCAGAUGAAGGAGGAACAGGAGGAACUCUGCAGCAGUCAGGAGGGAGAGCAGCUCAUAGUGAAGCAGGAGACUGAGGCAUUCAUUUGGACUCCUACUCAUGAGGAGAGUGACCACAGUGAACCUGAACAACGAAAUGAACCGCAUCUACACUAUCAUAACUCGUAUGGCACAGAGAAUCAAGAAUUUCAAGAAAACAAGCUUGAAGAUUCAGAAGCAAGCGGAAAUUUAGAAUCAAUAACAAUGUACCAAAGAAACUAUCACAGCACAAAACUGUCAGAGAUUGAUUGUAGUCUUUACCAAAGUCAAAUGUCUCUACCAUGUGACACAUUUGGUGAAGAAAUUGAAAGCAAUUUAGAGUUACAGACAACACAGCGUGUCCACACAGUUAAGAAGACGCAUUCAUGCAACAUUUGUGGGAAUAUGUUCACUUCAAAGUCACAUCUGAUUCAACAUACAAGAUCCCACACAGGUGAGAAACCUUACCGCUGCAGCACAUGUGGGAAAAGAUUCUCACAGCUGUCAUACUUGAAUGCCCAUUGUGUUGUUCAUGCAGGUGACAGAUCAACUACAUGCGAAAUAUGUGGCAACACUUUCGGAAAUAAAUAUGACUUGAAAUAUCACAUGAGAACUCACACUGGGGAGAAGCCUUUUAUCUGUAGCCUUUGUGGAAAAGGAUUUGCUCAGAGGAAUCACAGGAAAGUUCACAUGAGAACACACACAGGUGAGAGGCCAUUCUCCUGCCCUACCUGCGGAUUAUCAUUUACCCAGAAAAGUGCUUGUGAUAAGCAUCAGAGAAUUCAUACAGGUGAAAAGCCAUUUUCUUGUAAAAUAUGUGAUAGGUCUUUUAAAUAUUCAGAUAUCUUAACAAUUCACAUUAGAAGAGCUCACACAGGUGAGCGUCCAUUCAUUUGUAAGACCUGUGGGAAAAGAUUCUUUGACUCAUCUGACCUUUCACGGCACAUGAAAAUCCAUGCAGACAAGUAGCCAUGUACAUGUUGAUGUGGUGGAGAUGAUUGAGUUCCAGUUGCAGCUGCAUCUUUAAUGACCCCAUCACCCAUUAGUGCCCGGACCCUAGGUUGGGAACCAAUGCCUUAGUGUAAAGAUGCAGGUCUUUUAUUUUUACAUUUUCUGCCAGGAUUCAUUCCUAACAAGGAAGGUUUUAGCAACAAAUCCUUCAAAUGUAAUAAAUCCUCAACUAUAGAAGGACUGAUCACAGUAACAUUUUAUUGGUGUAAAUGAUCGUGUAAUUUAGACAACACUGAUGUACAAUGUUUCCCACUGAUUUCAGAGGCCAUAUUUUAGGUCAUUUAAGCAAGCUGGAGGUGUUUUUUAUGGCAUAUUUUUACACAUUUAACUUAAAAAAUCUUUUUUCAGGUAAUUGUUACAUAGCUACAGGUUGAUCACUUUUGCUUUGUGUGUGAACAACACAAGCUUCUUGAACUCAGCUUUGUCACAGUGAAAAUUUGAGCAAUAUUUAGAUAAAUCUAAAUGACUUUCAACAUUACUUCUUUUAUAGCAUUAUCCAGUACCAUUUUACAUAAUGGACAAGAAAUCCAAACAAUCAGUCAGUCCCCCAUCAAAUGUAAAGAUCAAAUCUGAGGUUUGUUUUGAUGAUGUAUUAUCUACAAUAUUUAUUUUUGGGCCUUUUCAGAAGCAAUGAUUAAAUAGGAUUAAACUUUAAAUCUUGUUCAAAGAUGAUGUGUUUGAAUGUUUGUGUUUGCUUUUAUUCAGAUUUUGUGGGGUUUUCCAACUUUUUUCUUACAAAUUAAGUGUUUUUCAUAAAAAAAGAUUAAACAGUUGUUGCUCUUGUUGACAUUUCAGAGCUCCGUGCAACAGUUACACCAUCCCUCAUCAUUGUUCCCUUGUUCAAGGCUCUUUACCAGGGAUGAAGCGCUCUUCUUUUUCUCAAAUGUCAAACCUAAUUGGUUGUUUAUUUGUCUCUCAUUUUUCAUGCACAUAUGGUGGCAUUGUGCAGCUGGAUAUUGAAAGGGCCAGUGUGACAUUUGAUUUUGUCUUAGAAAUGACUUUAAUAUGACAUUCCUUACAGAACAACUGAUGUGUAUCUUGUACUGACAUUUAGGUAAAACAAGUAAGGAAAUGUGUUUUUUUCCAUUGUUUGCCUGUAUCACCCAGUUCUAAAAUAAAGCUGAA